AUGCAGCGUCUCCAUCGGAUUAAGUUCAAGUUCAUGCCGGACAGCCAGCCCUUCUCCUUGGCGGCCAACAUCGCGGCCAACCUGCAGGUGCACCCGGCCUCGGAGGUGUUGGCGGGGCCCGUGCUCCUCUACGACUUGGAUCCGGAUACCGCGCAAUCGGUCGUGGAUUGCCUCACCCUGGAUGCCGUGCGGGUGACACACCAGGCAAAGGUUCUGGACGAGCGCUGCACGGAUCGGGACACCAGCUAUGACUCUCCUAUGAAGUUCGAGGAGAUUCCGGACUCCUGGCGCGUAGCCUGGUCUAAGGCGCUGCACCCAGGCGGCGUGGAGGAAGCCCUUGCCGCCGCGACGAAGCUGGGCCUGGCGCUGCCGAUGCCCAACCCCUUCAUCCCCGAAGACCUCCAGCAGAAGGUGCUGCCAGAGCCCAACCCCCCGCUGCCGGUGCGGCUGAAGCCUGGCAGUCCGGUGGUCAGCUACGUCUUCCAUCGCCAGGAUGACCAGUUUCUGCAGCCGAAGGCGCUCUUCCUCUGCGUGCUGCGAUCGCCCUUCCUGGCCACGGACGCCCUGGCCAUGCUGAGGGCCUACGUCUGGGCGCACUUGGUGCAGGAGGCGCUCAGCGAGUACGCCUACGAUGCGGAGAUCGCCAGCUGCUCCUAUCACCUGGAGGCGGCAGACGGGGGUAUCAUUUUGAUGGCAGGCGGCUUCCACGACAAGCUUGGGGUUCUCAUCCAGGCUGUGGCGCGAAAGAUGCUGGAGAUUGGCACCUCCUCUCUGGAUUCUGUGCCGGAGAACUUCUAUCGCAUCGUCGUGGACCGCCUCGGGGAUGCGCUGCGGAACCAGGCCUACCACUCCCAGCCACUGCAGCAAGCGUCGCAGCGCUUCAGCGAGCUCACCAAGCGGGGGGGAAAUUUCCCGCCCGAGGCACGGGCAGCGUAG
Messenger RNA from Effrenium voratum, 936 nucleotides. Lineage: Eukaryota; Dinophyceae; Suessiales; Symbiodiniaceae. The record is from the annotation of a GenBank genome assembly.